GCGAAAUUGUCAACAUAUAUUAACGCUGAAUCCUUUAGACACAGCCCUUGAGGAUGAUCAAUCUAUUUGACGCUUUCACAAGUUAGCUCCGUAACAAUUUCCCAGUGUCGAUAGCAGUUCAAUUAAAUAGCUGCGUGAAGCCCAGAUAUAGCUCGUGGCGCAGCAAUGGUAGCAUCUAUUUCUCAACCAACCAUUCCACGCAAUGUCCUCAUUAUAUCUUAGUUGUGAUCUCCUACAAAGUGUUAUUGACGCUCAUGGCGGCCGAGAAUACUGGGAAUCGAUCCAGUCUCUCGCCGUAGAGUUUGAGUUCUCGGGAGCAGCGUUGGCGAAUAGGGGACAUCCUGGGCCUCAUGAUGUCAAAAUAUUAGUCGAUACAAAAAGCCAAAAAGUCACCAUUGAGAAAUUUGGGCCCUAUUACGGAUCAUGGUCAACCGAGCGCACUGAAGUCGCCAGGAUUGGUUCUCAAGAUCCGUUGGAUGUUCGAGAGAACCCCAGGGCUGCAUUCGACUCACAUACUUAUGAAUCCAAAUGGGAUGCCCAUAAUCUUAUAUAUUUCAUCGGCUAUGCAUAUUGGAACUAUUUCAACUUUCCGUUCCAUCUUCAAUCGUCGGACAUUCAGAUCCGCGAGGUAGAUGGAUCGACGCCGGAGAAUGGCGAAAAAUGGAGAACGCUGGAGGUUGUGCAUUCUGACGGAUAUCCUACACACACAAAGGUCCAGAAAUUCGAUUUUGAUGCCAGAUAUCGGCUGCGACGCAUGCAAUAUAGCGUGGAUGUAAUGAAGCAAGGACCCCCGGUGUGGCAUACCUGCUACAACCAUACAGUCUCCGGGAAAUACCUUUACCCAACUCUACGAGUUGUGAAUGUAACUGUUCCAGAUAUAUCCUUUUUUUCUCCCUUCGUUUUGAAUCACAUCAAGGUGGAACCCCAGCAUUCUUAG
Trichoderma asperellum CBS 433.97 is the source of this 937-nucleotide messenger RNA. NCBI's taxonomy places the organism in Eukaryota, Fungi, Ascomycota, Sordariomycetes, Hypocreales, Hypocreaceae. The record is from RefSeq and is a predicted model, not a curated record.